Molecule: messenger RNA, 936 nt
Organism: Leptosomus discolor (cuckoo roller)
Lineage: Eukaryota; Metazoa; Chordata; Aves; Leptosomiformes; Leptosomidae
Gene: NECAP1
Product: NECAP endocytosis associated 1
Biological process (GO): endocytosis
Cellular component (GO): membrane; clathrin vesicle coat
Source: RefSeq, a predicted model, not a curated record
AGGCGGUCUCUGCCCUCAUCAAAGAUGGCGGUCGGAAGCACCACCGGCUGUUAGGUUCCCCACCCCUCGCUCCUCGCCGGGUUGUUGGGGUUCGCGGCUGAGAUGGCGGCGGCUGAGCUGGAGUACGAGUCCGUCCUCUGCGUGAAACCCGAUGUCAACGUCUACCGCAUCCCGCCGCGCACUUCCAACCGCGGGUAUAGGGCAUCUGACUGGAAACUGGACCAUCCGGACUGGACAGGGCGGCUUCGUGUCACCUCCAAAGGCAAAACUGCAUACAUAAAACUGGAGGAUAAGGUUUCAGGAGAGCUCUUUGCUCAAGCUCCUAUAGACCAAUACCCUGGCAUUGCAGUAGAGACUGUGACAGAUUCCAGCCGCUAUUUUGUCAUUCGAAUUCAGGAUGGGACUGGACGAAGUGCUUUUAUAGGCAUUGGCUUCACGGAUCGUGGUGAUGCCUUUGACUUCAACGUCUCUUUGCAGGAUCACUUCAAGUGGGUGAAACAGGAGACUGAGAUCUCCAAGGAAUCCCAGGAAGCUGACUCACGUCCCAAAUUAGACUUAGGGUUUAAGGAAGGGCAGACCAUCAAACUGAACAUUGGGAACAUGACGACAAAGAAAGGAGGAGCAGCCAAGCCCCGUGUGGCUGGAUCAGGGGGCUUAAGCCUGCUGCCACCCCCACCAGGAGGCAAAAUUGCUGUCCCUCCUAUACCUCCCCCUUCUUCCACAGCCAUUGCCAACCAUGUCACACCACCUCCUGUGCUGAAAUCCAUGAAAUCCAGUAAUGUGAGCAGUGCAGAUAUUCUAUUAGACUUGGAUGCUCCAGCAUCUGCAUCCAAGGCACCAACAUCAGCUACCACAGACCUCUGGGGUGACUUCAGCACUGCAUCCAGUGCUGUUCCCAAUCAGGCUCCUCAGCAGUCCAACUGGGUCCAGUUCUGA